This is a messenger RNA of Spodoptera litura, 860 nucleotides long. RefSeq names its product clavesin-2-like. Lineage: Eukaryota; Metazoa; Arthropoda; Insecta; Lepidoptera; Noctuidae. Gene Ontology annotation, cellular component: membrane. The record is from RefSeq and is a predicted model, not a curated record. Gene Ontology annotation, molecular function: phosphatidylinositol bisphosphate binding.
AUGGAUUCACUAAUGAGCAAUUUAGGACCAAAUGUAGACCUGCUGAUCGUGUACCACUGCUGUCAGAAGAGUAUGGAGGUGUCGAAGCAGGUGCUUGACCUGCACUUCACACUGCGCACACACUUCGCUCCCUUCUUCAAAGACCGCUGCUUUGACAAGAAGGCAGAGUUCGCUUUUACUACAGUAUUAUGUGCCCCUCUUCCCACGGUGACGUCAGAAGGCUACCGAGUAGUAUACUUCCGUCUGGCAGACCCUGACCCUCGAAAUUUCAACCUGCUGGAAGCCGUCAGGACUUUCAUGAUGGUCUUCGAUAUGUGGCAGUAUGAGGAAGGCACUUGGCCAGGUUUCGUGAUCCUCAUUGACAUGGAGACAGCUACCCUGGGACACAUCGCGAGGCUGGACCUCAUGGUUGUUAAGAAAGUUCUAUAUUUCCUGCAGGAGUGCAUGUUCGUAAAACUAAAAGGAGUUCACUUCAUGAACGCGCCGUACUUCAUGGACAAGCUGUUGUCUCUCAUCAGGCCGUACCUUAGGAAGGAUUUGAUGCACCUGGUGAACACCCACAAGACUGGUGCAGACUCCAUUGAGAAUCUCAUCCCACAGAAGGCACUUCCUAAAGAAGCUGGUGGGGAGUACAAGGAUUUUGAUACUUUGAGAGAGGAACUAUUUAAGCGUUUAAGAGCGAAUACAGUGUUUAUCCGGGAUGAGAACAGACGCCGCGUGAACGAGUCUCUCCGACCUGCUGGCAAGCCCUCGCCGGCUGAGAAGGAGUUCGGGCUUCAAGGCAGCUUCAAGAAAUUAGAGUUAGAUUAGGUCUGGUUUAGGGAUGAAUUAAUUGCUAGGAAUAAAUAUUUUAUUUAAAU